Messenger RNA from Scatophagus argus, 5626 nucleotides. RefSeq names its product importin 8 (gene ipo8). The record is from RefSeq and is a predicted model, not a curated record. Gene Ontology annotation, molecular function: small GTPase binding. Lineage: Eukaryota; Metazoa; Chordata; Actinopteri; Scatophagidae. Gene Ontology annotation, cellular component: nuclear envelope; cytosol. The transcript is spliced from 26 exons. The coding region runs from base 346 to 3432 and encodes 1028 amino acids. Gene Ontology annotation, biological process: protein import into nucleus.
UACUCUGCUUUGCGUCCACCGACGGUGGGUUGCCGGUAAAACGGGGCAGGGCCACCGUUGUCCGUCAAGCUAGCCAGAGUUCGGAAGGCGUAAAAACACUUUUACCUUCAGAAUGAGUGCACCAUCGCUUAUCAUAUCACAUCUGUAAUGAGUCCUCCGCUAAUCCGCUUUUUCUUUUGCGCGUACUGACCGGAAGUUGUGUUUUUAACUCUACGAGGUUUGACGCUGUUCGGGCCACAGUGCAUGUAGAUCCAUAACGCUUGGCUGAAUAUAAAGCAGAAACGUAAGCUAACGGUACAUAUAUGUGAUACUAAAACACAGAAAGAACCGAGGAACUGAGCACAUAUGGAUCCCAACCGGAUAAUCCAGGCUCUCAAAGGGACUAUCGACCCUAAUCUGAGGAUAGCUGCGGAAAAUGAACUCAAUCAGUCCUACAAGAUCAUCAACUUCGCCCCGACGCUGCUUCAGAUCAUUGUGUCGGAGCAGGUGGAGUUUCCUGUUCGCCAGGCGGCGGCCAUCUACUUGAAGAACAUGGUGAGUCAGUACUGGCAGGACAGGGAGCCGUCUCUGGGCGAAGUCAUCUUUCCCUUCAACAUCCAUGAGAACGACCGGCAGCAGAUCAGAGACCACAUAGUGGAGGGUAUCAUCCGCUGUCCGGAGUCCAUACGCGCCCAGCUGACCAUGUGUCUGCGAGCCAUCAUCAAGCACGACUUCCCCGGCCGCUGGACCGCCAUCGUGGACAAGAUCGGCAUGUACCUGCAGUCUCAGAACAGCGGCAGCUGGUACGGUAGCCUGCUGGCUCUCUACCAGCUGGUCAAAACAUAUGAGUACAGGAAGGCAGAUGAGAGGGAGCCGUUGCUGGCAGCAAUGCAGAUCUUCCUGCCGAGGAUUCAGCAGCUCAUCAGCCAGCUGCUGGCUGACUCCACGAUCUUCUCUGUCCUCAUCCAGAAACAGAUCCUCAAGAUCUUCCAUGCUCUCGUACAGUACUCGCUGCCUCUCCAGCUGAUCAACAACACAGUGAUGACUCAGUGGAUGGAAAUCCUCCGAGCCAUAAUGGACCGAGACGUUCCAGCUGAGACACUUGAGGUUGAUGAGGACGACCGACCUGAGCUGGCGUGGUGGAAGUGUAAGAAGUGGGCCUUGCGUAUUAUCACCAGACUGUUUGAGCGGUAUGGAAGCCCUGGCAACGUGACAAAGGAAUACUAUGAGUUUGCAGACUUUUUCCUGAAGACAUAUGCAGUGGGCAUACAACAGGUCCUGCUGAAGGUAGUGGACCAGCACCGACAGAAUCAGUACGUUACUCCUCGCGUCCUGCAGCAGUGCAUCAACUACCUCAACCAGGGCCUGUCGCACUCCCUGACCUGGAAACAGAUGAAGCCACACAUGCAGGCCAUAUGCCAGGAGGUCAUCUUCCCUCUCAUGUGUUACAAAGACGAGGAUGAGAAACUUUGGCAGGAGGACCCCUAUGAGUACAUCCGCAUGAAGUUCAACCUCUAUGAUGACCACGCCCUGCCGGCCACGGCUGCCCAGAGCCUCCUGUGUAAAGCUGCUCGCAAGAGGAAGGAGGUUCUUCCUCAGAUGAUGGAGUUCUGUCAUCAGAUACUAAUGGACCCCGCUGCUGACCCCCGCAGGAAAGACGGGGCCCUGCACUGCAUUGGAGCCUUAGCUGAGCUUUUACUGAAGAAGCGGUUGUACAGGGAGCAAAUGGAGCUGAUGCUACAAAACUAUGUCUUCCCUCUGCUUAACUCUCCUUUGGGUUACCUGAGAGCCAGGUCCUGUUGGGUGGUCCAUUCAGUCAAUUCGUGCUGGGUGCUCCACUGCUUCAGCCCGCUGCAAUUCCACGAUGAGCUGGUGCUGAGGAACGCCGUCGAGUUGGUCAAACAGGACCUGAUCGACGACAAAGAGAUGCCCGUCAAGGUGGAGGCCGCCAUCGCUCUGCAGACGCUGGUCAGCAACCAGGAACAAGCCAAGCUUUACAUCAGGCCGUACAUCCGGCCGAUCAUGCAGGAGCUGCUGCAUGUGGUGAAAGAGACAGAGAACGAUGACCUGACCAACGUCAUUCAGAAAAUGAUCUGCGAAUACAACCAGGAGGUGGCCGCCAUUGCUGUGGACAUGACACAGAACCUGGCGGAGAUCUUCACUAGAGUCCUCCAGAGUGAGGAAUACGAGGAGAAUGAGGACAAGACCGUCAUGGCCCUGGGCAUCCUCAGCACCAUUGACACCAUCCUCACUGUCAUGGAGGAUCACAAGGAGAUCACUCAGCAGCUGGAGGGGAUCUGUUUGCAGGUGAUUGGCCUGGUCUUGCAGAAGCCCAUCAUAGGUAUGGCAGAGUUCUACGAGGAGAUCCUGUCACUGGCUUUCGGCCUCACCUGUCAGACCAUCUCCCCCCAGAUGUGGCAGCUUCUGGGUGUCCUGUACGAGGUCUUCCAACAUGACUGCUUCGACUACUUUACAGAUAUGAUGCCUCUCUUGCACAACUAUGUUACCGUGGAUACAGACAUGCUCCUGUCCAACCCUAAGCACUUAGAGAUCAUCUACAGCAUGUGCAAAAAGGUGUUGACCAUAGAUGCUGGUGAGGAUGCAGAGUGUCACGCUGCCAAACUGUUGGAGGUCAUCAUCCUGCAGUGCAAAGGCAGAGGCAUUGACCAGUGCAUCCCACUGUUUGUGGAAGCGGUUCUGGAGCGAUUGAUGCGGGGGGUGAAGUCCAGCGAACUGAGGACCAUGUGUCUGCAAGUGGCCAUCGCUGCUCUGUACUACAACCCAGCCCUGCUCAUGCACACUCUGGACAACAUGCACUUCCAACACAACCCACAGCCCAUCACUGCCCACUUCAUCAACCAGUGGAUGAAUGACACAGAGUUCUUCCUGGGGCUCCAUGACCGUAAGAUGUGUAUCAUCGGCCUGAGCGUGCUGAUGGAGUUGCCCAGCCGGCCGGCGGUGCUGGAAGGAGUUGCCGCCCAGGUUGUCCCCUCCAUCCUGCUCCUGUUCCUGGGCCUCAAACACCUUUACGCCUCGCGCCUAGUCAACAAGCCGGACCUGCUAGCCCGUGCAGGGGCACAGGAUGAAGACCAGAAUGAGGAGAUUCCCAGUGAUGAAGAUGAGGUGAACGAGAACCGUAAUGCCAUGCAGCAGCAGUCCAGCAUGCCACUGGGCCAAGGUGGCGAGGAUGAUGAUGAUGAAGACGAAGAUGACUACUGGGACGACGACGGCUUUGAGGGGACGCCCCUGGAGGAGUACAGCACGCCUCUGGACUACGACAACGGAGAGGACGAGUAUCACUUCUUCACCUCCGCCCUCCUCAGGGUCCAGAACACUGAUGCAGCCUGGUACCAGUGUUUAACAGCUCCGCUCAGUGACGACCAGAAGAAACAGUUGCAGGAGAUCUACAGCAUCUCGCAGCAGAGGAGGAGCACUGCCACCAAGGGCCAGUGAGCGCCGAGGAGACGGACAGAUUGCAGAAGAAGAGGAGGGGGGAUGAAGAAAGAGGAGCUGGUCUGACCUGACCUGAAGUGGAUUUCAGUUCUAACCUGAACUGUCUCACUCCAGAUCAGACUUAAAGAAUCCCACCAAAACUUGCUCCCAGGGUGCCACUGGAACUGGAUGAAGAAGCAGGGGCUGGGUUGGCAUUAUAUCAGUUUGGGACCCGAUGCACUGUAAAGAGCCCCUACUGGAUUAUUCCUACAACCAGGACAGGACCGUUAGCCUGUGUGUGUGUGUGUGUGUGUGUGUGUGUGUGUGUGUGUGUGGACUCCAGAGAAAGGUCUGCAUUAUAAAUAUAAAUGUCCUUGACCAGCAAAAUUUGUUUAAAUUCUUGUACAGGGCAGUCCUUUGGUCUGUGACUAAGUAAAUGUGCGUGUGUGUGUGCGCGAGUGUGUCUGAGAAACUGUAAGAAAUACAAACACAUCAGAGUGUGUGUGUUUGUAUGUACUGUAAGCACUUGUCUAUGUUUCUCUGUAGUAGAACACUUUUUAUCAUCUCAUGAAUUGAGGGCCUACGAGGAGUAAGAAGAGCCCCAUUUCUGACAGGGUGCCUUGUGUACUGAUGGACGAGAAGGUCGAGGUCACACAGAUGAAAUGCAAAGUGGGAGAGGGAUCUCGGGAGAAGCAGUUUUUUUUUGUUUGUUUGUUUUUGAGUUUGUCCCUGGAUUUUGUUUUUGUAACAGUUUUCAAAACUAAUUUAAGAAAAUCAUACAUUCGUGUAACAUUUUUUCUGAGUUGUGUUUGUUAUUUGAUCUUUAACUCAUUCCUGCCUUUACUAAACAAUGUCUUUGGUGUUCUGGCUGUGUUAAUGCUUGUUGGCAAAUAUUAUCAAAUGUACCUGCUGAACAUCAGCAUGUUAGCUUUUUAGUUGUGACCACGUUAGCAUGCUGAUGUUAGUGGCUCCGAUGAUUACUGGAGGACAAGGACAAGGACACUGGAACAGAACCAUUACUGUGGUCUUUUUUUUAAAAAAUAAUUUACACCCAAGUAGAGCUGAGGCUGAUGGGAUUGUUAUUAGUUUUGCAGGUUUAUGGUCAUAAAGAAAAUCAAAUUAAAAUUUUAACCUUAAGAUGGUGCUAAAUGAAACGACAGAGGAUGAUCAAAGUCAAUGUCUGCACCAGGGUUGUCACAAUAUUAGCUUUUCACUACGUGACAAACAUAGCCAACACAAUACAUGAAAACAAUAUUAUUGUGAUUAUCCACAGAAUAUGUGACAUGUGACUUCACAGUUUGGUAGUAGCUCGCUAGCUAGUUACUGCAUCUUCAUUUUUCCUUUUUUUUUCAAGGUUAACAUCCAGUGUUGAAUUGUAUUAACACCCCUGACUUUGACAAGGAAGAACAGCAGGAAAUGAAAAUUGGCGCUGGAUUAUUAGCAUGAUAUCAGUAUUUCAAAGUUUAAUCGCAAUCCAUCUUAUAGUAAGUAUGUCAGACUGGACUGAAAUGGCGAACUGUCCUGCUGGCAUUUGCCAUUGCUGGAACAAUGUCCUCAUGGGUUAGGUAGCAUUAAAAGGCCUUUUCACAUUUAAGCCAAAAAAAAAAAAUAAAAAUGGGGGUUUCAUAUGUUUCACAUUUGUUGGUGUAGUAUUUUCCACUGUUUAACUCCAGUGAUGCUGUUGUAAAUGGCUGCCUUUCCACUGUGAGCUAAUUCCAUUGUGUCAUAGGAGAAGGGAUGGAAACCCAUGACUGCCUUGAAGGUAAGAAAGCAUAUCUUACCUUCACUUCCAUUAUAAGGUAUUAGAAACCAAUAGCUACCUAUAAAUAUUUUUUGGAAUAAGGAAAUUAAAAUGGCUAUGGGUGCUUGAAUCUAACUACCUUCCCUUCUAGCAUAAGGAAACGGAAGCUAAGAAAGGUAUGCUAUCUUUAUUUCCUUUACAGAUAAUGCAGAAGCAUUUCAAAUUACCUUUGACUGCAUUACCAGCAACAAUAAUGUAUAAUGUUUUUUUAUUUUUCACAAAAAAUAAUAAUACAGACUUUAUGUUCCGUGUGAGAGUUAAUUAAAUAGACUGGAAGCUGGUGUGUUAAAAAUGGGGAAAAUGUAUUCCAGAGUCUGGGAGCUAAAACUUAUACAAACUGUUAUGGCACUUAAACUAUGCUUCUGACAGAGGAUUUUCAUACUGAUUAAAGCCCAUAAAGUUGGUGCCCUCCAA